This is a messenger RNA of Coniophora puteana RWD-64-598 SS2, 992 nucleotides long. RefSeq lists its product as uncharacterized. Lineage: Eukaryota; Fungi; Basidiomycota; Agaricomycetes; Boletales; Coniophoraceae. The record is from RefSeq and is a predicted model, not a curated record. The transcript is spliced from 3 exons. Bases 123 to 617 code for a protein of 164 amino acids.
AGCAUGUAAGAGUUCCAGUGGACUCGCUGACGGCGAGCACGAGUAGGGGUGCGUCUGAGCCAUCGCAUCGUGCAGCAGCAGGGGGAGCAGCAGCAGCAUCGGGCAAGGCUGGUUCGGGCGCAAUGUCCGCUCCAGCGAGACAUGGGGGCGCAUCGUCGUCGGCAUCGACGCCAUCGCAUCAUGUUUCCGCGAGCGCGACCGUCAGCCCCGCCUCGGCGCGCGGCGGUCGUACCGCUCUGCCCUCUGAAGGAGGCACCCAGCGCGCGAUGAUGUACGGUCUGCGCAUGGACCUGCACUACAGCGAGGAGACGCACCGCAUGACGGCGCUGCUCGAGGCGCCCGGCCUGCGGCGCUCGGACGUGUCGAUCGUCCUGAACACGACUGUGAACUCGCUUCGGCAGGUCGUCGUUGCCGGGCGCGCGCGCCCUGUCCUUCCCGAGCUGGGCUAUACGGUGCGCGAGCGCAAGUACGGUGAUUUCAAGCGGACGAUCGUUGUCCCGAACCACGUCCAGCUGCAAGAUGUUUCGGCGCGCGUGGUGGAUGGGAUUAUCACCAUCGAGGUCGACUGCGGGCCACCCGGAGACCGGACGACGCAAGAAGUCGAAAUCCAGUCGUGAAGACCGUCGCCUGCCGGCAUCCGUCAGUCGUUGUCGCCCGCCCGUUCGUCGUCGCCAUCACCAUUCGUCACCUCUGUCUGCCUCAAGUGUCAUGAACCGUGCCUCGUCCCCUGGCAAGGCACCAUGAUCGUGAUUUUGCGCUUUGUUGCUGACAACCUUCAUCUCUUCUAGCCUACUUGUCCUCAACAUGCUCCGCCUCACCCCCCGCCGCUCCCCCGCCUGAGACCCCGCCCCCGGAUCUUCCUCGCUUGCUCGUCUUUUCCAUACGAUACUCUUGACUCGCCGCCUCAUUCUGCCGCUCUCGACGCCUCACCUUACUUCACGUCUCCGCUACGAACCCACCAAGACCAACCUCCUGUUCAUACACUACCUAUA